Molecule: messenger RNA, 2178 nt
Organism: Pocillopora meandrina
Lineage: Eukaryota; Metazoa; Cnidaria; Anthozoa; Scleractinia; Pocilloporidae
Source: the annotation of a GenBank genome assembly
AUGUUAUUACAAUGCUGUGACCAAUGUGUUGAAGUGAUAAUCGUUUGCAUUACUCGGAGGACUCUUUCUAUCUACAAGCCCCUGGCACACCAUGUGAUAUUUGCAACUUUCGCCUGCAUAACUGUUCGGAGGAUGAGGCACAUUGACGUGUUAACCGGACUAUUGGCUUUGGCAGGCACGCUGAUUGCUAUCAUUGGUAAUAUCUUGGUCUGUUUGACGAUUUACAGAAAUUCUCGGCUUCGAACGCCCACAAAUGUGUACAUCGCGGCCCUAGCCAUUCUCGGUUUUUUAUUCGCCGUCUUCAUCGGGCCUACAGUAACGGCGACUCUUUUUGCAGGAGAGAGGUGGAUCUUUGGAAGACAAUUCUGCAGCUUUCAAGCGUUUAUGACGUUGUUCAUUGAAUUCGCUACUCUCCACACUAUGGCACUGACAGCAAUUAAUAGAUAUUGUCGAAUAACUAAACCAAAUAUUUACAAAAAGCUGUUUCCGUCCAAACGCCGAUCUUGUGGCAUUCUGGUUCUGAUUUGGGCAAUCCAAUUCGCAUUUAUACUGUCCUUCUCUUUGCCGUCCUUCGCGAAGUACGAGUUCAGUGAAAAGCGGAUAAGCUGCAUCCUGAUAUUCGACAGUUCCUCUGUAGACAUUGUCUACAGCACAGUUAAAGCGGCUUUAUAUUUUGGCGUGACAUCCGUAAUAGUGGUUUAUUGCUACGCUAAGGUGUUCUGUAACAUUCGAGAACACGCUCGCAAGAUCUCAUGCACGUUUCGAACGAGAGAUAGGCUGAACAUUGAAGAGAUAAAAAUAACUCGAACUGUGUUCGGCGUUGUGUUAUUCUUCUUGGCUUGCUGGAUCCCAGAGUACAUUAUAUCCAUUAUAACACGGUUGCAACCCAAUCAUUUACAUCCUUCAGCUAAUCGAGUCAUUGUGUUUUUCCUCUUUCUCAGCUGUUCCUUGACACCCUGGGUUUACGCAGUGACGAAUAGAGAAUUCCGAAAUGAAUUCAAACGCUUGUUGACUUGCAAAGCUAAGCGACGGGAAGAAGUGUCCGAUUUACCAGCGACUGUCGAGGAAGGUGAGAUGCCAUGCGUAAUUUCCGCUUCCACAAAGUCACCACGAAGAUAAUUACGCACUUUUAUUCUGUCUUAAAAAAAAAACAUAUUUUGCCCAAGAAGAACUUUUAAAGGUUUUUCAUCCAUUGAGUAGCAAGCUCUUUGAAGGCUAAAUAUGACAGUAGAUGAAAGCUUUUUAUAACUUGGAAGUACUGAUUUCGGAAGACCUUCGACACUUUAUUUAUGCAAAUUGAUCUGACGUUUGGAAGAAUAAUCUCCCCUUGUAUGAUUUUCAAGCACUAUUUUCUGGUUAAAAUUCACGUCGAGUCGUCUAAUCUUAGUUGUACAGGCAGUCUUCACUGCUCAGUAGGACUAGCAGAAAGAGAUCAACGCGUGAUACCUUCGCCUCAGUUGGAGAGAUCUUUGUUCAGUCCUCAAUUAGCAGUUAUGUGCUUCAUUUCAGCUCCCUCGGAACAUUCAGUAUGCAGUCGAUUCUAAGGUUACUUGGAAUCAUACAGUUUUGAGUUCAUUUGUAUAAAAUAACAUGCGCAUGAAAUAAAAAAACCCCUUUGUUGUAAGAGGAACGAUACGGUUGUCAUGUUACAAUAAGGAGUCCUUUUCUUUGAUGAUGAAAUUAUAAAUUUUUAGUGAAAAUUUAAGGAUCUAAGAUUAAUUUAGAACCACUUAGCAGCUUCUAAAUUUUGUUGAUACACUUUAUUGAUUUACUGAGCCGUGAUCGGUUAUAAUCACUUGACAAUUCCGUUUAAGCGGAAUUUCUUUUCAAUGAUUACACCUUUGCGGGGAUCAGCUUUAUAUUAAAAAACACAAUUUUAUCUCUACAAAAUGUAUUUUGUGUUAAUCUCUCUUGUCUUUCUCAUUCUUCCAUAUAAUUACUACAGUCUGGAUUCAGAAGAGGAACAGAAUCAUGUAUGUGCACCUGACCAUCCCCAGCCUAAAUGAAAUGUCGAGUUGUACCCAUCUUGCUUUGCGGUUCGGGGUUUUACAGGAAGUAUUUUAUUUCCCAAAACUGUUAACAGGAGCCUAGAAUUUUGGCUCCUCGGGAGAGUUCAUGGUAAUGCUUAAAAAUUCGUAUUUCAAGGAGCCUGGUAAAGUUAUAUCAGGUAAAAUUCAA